UGAGGAGAGUUGGAUUCACGACGAGCUCGAUCGCGUCUCUUGACCACCAUCCACGACCACCACCACCUUUAUCAGCGGCCGCAGCUGGCCAACCGCUCAAUUCACAGGUUCGGUAUGCUCAGUCAUACAAUCCAUUGAACUUGACUGAUUUGGGCAUCUCUGCUACAGGACUCUAUCUAGUAUCUCUAGCCAGUCGCAAGCCACUCCCUAGCGGCUGAUGUCCGCCCCUCCUACAUCUCCGAGAGAUGAACUUCCAGAAGAGACCACGACUGAUUCCUCAAUCACCCCUGGCACGACUCCCACAACGAGAAACCACCCUGCCAGCUUGAGUACAAGUACCGGUGCACGACUUCCCAUCCAUCGCAGCCUCAGUCAAAGCUCACGUUGGUCUCCGGGUGACACACCACAACAUCAUCACCAGGGAACAUCUUACUUUUCUUUACCUGCCAGGCCCACGUCACCACCUACCCCUAGACGAACGAAUUUCCUUCAACCUACGAGAACAAUGUCGGCCGCUUCAAUCAAGCGGCGUGGUGGGCGCAGUACCAGUCUUACGAGUUCACAUGCAACCAACAGAGGAUAUCGAGACGAUGGAGAGCCUUUGAGCGAAGAGGAGGAGGAAGAAACUCCAGGCUCAAGCGGGACUGAGACAGGUGCCGAUGGCGAGAGUUACCGACGAGAGCAUAGGGUCGGUGACAAUGAUCUUGAGAGUGGAGAGGUCGGUGAGGAUGGGUCGGAAAGGGAAGAGGAACCGGUCACGCUCAAAGAUCGACAAUCUCUCAUAAAUGUUGAACAUCCGUUUGGUCUACCCAUCUGGAAACCUGCGCUGUACAAGAAGUCCCGCUCGGUGACGCGUUACGCAGAUCAGGCUCUACAUUCCGUUCCUUCAGCUCAGGCUGAACGCCACCUACUGCCAGGAAAUAUCUUCUGGGCUGUUGUUUUUGGAUGGUGGCUUGCAUUGGCGUGCCUGUUGGCAUCGGCGAUCCUGUAUAUCAUCCCCGCAGGUGGCAGACGCUUUUCUUCGCUAUUCUUUGGUCUAGGUUGGUAUCUACUAUGGCCCUUUGGCAAGUACGUAGAGGGAGACAUUGGGCACCCAUCUCCACCCGAAGAUGAAGAACAAGCUCGCGGUUCAGAUGAGCAUCCAAUCCACACGGUCGCAGAGGAUGAGGAAUAUCAGGCGGAAGUCCCAUCGUCCAACCAUUCGACCAUAACUCCUCGCACCGCGCCUCAACAACAACCGUCUUCUGCGUCAUGGGAUGCUUCUGUUGCGAAUGAAGAGACAUCGCUGUUGACUCAGUCUUUCCAUAGUGACCGUCCUAGCCUGACACCCUCCAAAUCGUACGGAGCAACUCCUCAAUUCUCGCAACCCUAUUCCAUCGGUGCACGAAGAGGUAAAUCCUCUGACAUACUCGGGCGUAUAUGUUUCUGGCUGUUCCUCGUCACUCUGAUCGCCCCACUCAUGCUCAUUGUAUGUCUGACAUGUUGGGGUCUCGUCUUUACAAUCCCGAUGGCGAAGCUUAAUUGGGCACUUAUCAAGCACCUCUUCCAACAUCCUACCGACAUCCGAUUCUGUGCAGCCCCUGCUGCGGUUCCCGUUCCUGCCACUCACGGCACCUCAGGAGCAGCCGACCAAGCGGGCACUUCACGACCUGAAAUCCCUCCCUCCUUCAAACAUACUCGACUUUCAGCAGGCCAAGCUGCCCCUUCUGGUUCACCUACAUCAACCGUCCUGCUGUGUACUUAUCGCGCCUUUGGGUGGAAGUAUUACAAAUAUACCAUUGGUGGUGUCAAUAUUCUGUUUAUCAACCUUCUUCCUAUCGUCGCCUUUGUCCUCCUUGAUGGCUUCAUCCUUUGGCCUAUUGCUGAACGAAGGGAACAAGCUGGCAAACAUGUCCCCGCUCUCCUUACCCUACUCACCUCUCGUCCUCUUAUCUUCUUGUUGAGUUUGACAAGCGUCAUUCCUUUAUCUUACUUUAUCGGCAUGGCUGUUGCGUCCAUUUCAGCACAAUCUUCAAUUGGAAUGGGUGCCGUCAUCAACGCAACUUUUGGUUCGAUCAUCGAAAUCAUCCUCUACGGAAUCGCUUUGACUGAGGGCAAGGGACACCUCGUUGAAGGUUCCAUCGUCGGUAGUUUGCUAGCCGGUGUACUCCUCAUGCCCGGAAUGAGCAUGUGCAGCGGUGCUAUCCGGCGCAAAGAACAGAAAUUCAAUGCCAAGAGCGCCGGUGUGACGAGUAUGAUGUUAAUCAUGGCAUUCAUUGGCACUCUCGCACCGACUUUGUUUUACCAAACUUAUGGUAGUUUCCAACUGGUUUGCGAUGGAUGCCCUGACGACGUUGCUCUCAAGGACCGACCUUGGGUUUGCCAGCAUUGCUACUAUGAGCAUCCUGAUCCUGUCGAUGAUCCAUUCUACCAAUCAACUGUGAAGAGUUUGAUGUAUUUCUGUGCGAUCAUCCUCCUGCUUUCGUACCUUAUUGGUCUGUGGUUCUCGCUGCGCACCCAUGCGAGUCAGAUCUGGCAGAACCCUCAGCAGCUCCUACACCCUAUCGAUGUUCAGCUCCCUCCUCAGCAUCGAUUCUCACUGUACAAUCGUUUCGUUCCAGCCUCACAUGGUGCCGGUGGUCCUACAGGCCAACGUCAGCCUUCUCUCCGACACAGGCCCAGCACGAUUGCAAGCCAGGACAACAGCAAUCUACCGUCACGCAGUCAGACACCCACACCUCGCGAUGCUGCCCCCACAACGAUGACAGACAGCCACCUCUCAGUGACUCAGGCAACGAACCAUGGCCAGCCCACCACCACAGGAGGUAAACGGAUAUCGUACGCUAACCCUCCAGCUAUCAACGCCCCUGCCCCUUACCCGCCAUUGUUGGAAAGUGUGAACCAUGCGAUCAAGGAUACUGGUAUUCACCCCGAAAGCAUUACAACGGAUGACUUCACUAGGGCAGUCGCGGUAGCCACGGUUAGUGCGCUCAGACACCAGCAAAAUCAGGCUUUGCCUCCAAGGUUGAGGACUUCGUCUGCCGAAGAGGAUGGAGGUCACGGAGGUCAUGAUGCACCCUCUUGGAGUCGUACGACAAGUGCAAGCGUAUUGUUGGCUUGCACCGCGACAUAUGCUUUGAUUGCAGAGCUACUCGUUGCUGUCGUCGAUGUCGUGAUGGAAGGAUCGGGAAUUGAUGAGAAAUUCCUUGGAAUUACUCUCUUUGCUCUGGUUCCCAAUACGACGGAGUUCAUGAAUGCAAUGUCGUUUGCGAUGAAUGGGAAUAUUGCACUCAGUAUGGAAAUUGGUUCCGCAUACGCUCUCCAAGUCUGUCUUCUCCAGAUCCCUGCGAUGGUUGCUUUCUCUGCGUGGUAUGCACCAGAAAAGAUGGGUUCCGUGGCGGAUACUUUCACACUUAUCUUCCCUCGUUGGGAUGUCGUGGUUAUCAUCCUUUCGGUAUUCUUGAUGACCUAUACAUACAUUGAGGCGAGGAGCAAUUACCACCGAGGAAGUAUUCUCAUUCUGAGUUAUCUUGUUCUUGCGUCUGGAUUCUACUUUGCUCCACAACGCGGAGACGAAAACGAACUCAUCCACUUGAUUUCCAAUAAUUUCCUCCGGAUAUUCAGCAUCACUCGUUAGAUGGAGCAGUUUUCUGAUAUCAUUUGAUUAGACUGUUAGUACAACAUUCAGCGUACAGGUUUUCAUGCUAUCAUUGUUCUUGCGUGUCAUUUAGUGUAAGCUCUGCAGCUUUUCUAGGAGGUCUCGCAUCUUGGCAGGACUAAUGGGAACUCGUUCCGCCUCAUUUUCUCCCUGCAACAAUGCCUCUGCAUCAGCUUGGUUCAAGAACUGCUCGAGGAAAUCGCCAUCUAAGAAACCUAUAGCGGCAUCUGCGUCACUUCGACCAUACCGAUUUGCCGGUGUCCUCCACCUGUGAGAGCUCGUUAUCGAUUGAAAGAAUGCAACCACAUUAUAACUCACUUUGAAUGGCGAAUAUCACCAGCACCCACCAGCUUCUUCGACAUGUUGUGUUGCAAAGCCGUUAACCCAAGGGAAAUUCUCUCAUCAUUCACAUGGAGUGUUUGGCAAAUACGUCCGGAGGAAGUGAAGAACAGGUGUUCUGGUUUAAAGACGUCCACAUCUUGCGUUUCCUGGGCGGCAAUGCUCCCUGUAGAUCAAGAAGUGAGCAUGACAGAGAUCAAGCGUAAAGAGUAAGAGUAUACCUGGCACUAUUUUCGUGACCAUCUCGCCGAGGUGAUAACUGCCAUUUUGACUUAGAAUAGUACGUUGAUCAGUACGUUCAAGAGCGAAUGAAAAGAGGUUUCCGUCAGCCUGUCAGCGGACUAGUCAGCAAAGUGCUUAACAAAUGAAAUAACAGACGCACAUUGCCGCCAAUAACACCUUUGUCAGGUAAUGCUUCCACAGCGACUGGCCAGAGGGGCCCAUAGUCCCUCGCAACGCUCUUGAUCUCUUUGCCAGAGACCUGUAGAACAGAGACAGAGCUGAUUGCAUCUCCAAUCGUGAUGAUGUCGUCGUGUGCGACGAGGCUUAUCACAGUAUAAUUAUGAUUCCAUUCGUGUAGCUUAUGCAAGGAAAUGACGGGAGGUUUGAUCACCGGAUUGGUAGCUAAAGUGUAGAGGACGACCUGUAUAUCAAGUAAGUCAGCGAGUCAGGUGGAUAUACCAGCUUCGAC
This is a messenger RNA of Somion occarium, 4667 nucleotides long. Lineage: Eukaryota; Fungi; Basidiomycota; Agaricomycetes; Polyporales; Cerrenaceae. The record is from the annotation of a GenBank genome assembly.